AUGCAACGCAAUGCAACAGCCAAGUCAUACUGUUUACACUCAUACCUCAAGGGUCCCUUUUCAUUAAGGUUAUAUUGCUUUCGGUCCUGGUCGAACAGACCAUUGGCUUCCAAGAGCCUUUCUGCCUUGCACAGAAGCGAAGCUGUGGUCGUCAUGGCGUUAAUUGGAGCUGCUUUGGGAGCCACAGCGCUCUUCAGCUAUAAUCGUGAAAACUUCAAGUUUGACAAGCAGCAGACGCUGUUGAGAGAAACAUUGCGCUUAGAUAUGCAGUUGAAGCGGUUUGCGCUCUUCCGCGACGAUGUUCGGGACCUUGUCACCCUCACUGUGGACAGAGCCCUGCAUGCAUUGACAGCAGGGCUCGGCAGAAUUAAAUGGCCUGGCAUGAUUUUCCAUAUAAACAUCACUACAGUCACUUCAGUCGUUACAGUCCUGCCCUGUUUCAGGUCGUCCGAAUUUCCUGCAAUUGUAAUUGGUAAGGAGCAAGGUAUCAUCGUUUUCUGCAAGGGGAGGAUCCAAGCAUCAGCUCCGCCCUUUGUUUUGCAGCUCUUUCAGCUCUCCAAUGCAUGUGCUUUCAUGUACCUGCUACUGGCAGUCUGGCUGAGUAUGCAUGCAUCCAUCGCGUCACACAGCUUUGGGGUGAAGAUGUUGACACGUUUCGUGCGGCUGCCUAUCCCGACGCAGAAGCAGCUCACGCUCUUGCAGGCGCGAAGCGUUUGA
Messenger RNA from Cladocopium goreaui, 717 nucleotides. The record is from the annotation of a GenBank genome assembly. NCBI's taxonomy places the organism in Eukaryota, Dinophyceae, Suessiales, Symbiodiniaceae.